Molecule: messenger RNA, 5571 nt
Organism: Anopheles coustani
Lineage: Eukaryota; Metazoa; Arthropoda; Insecta; Diptera; Culicidae
Gene: Rfx
Product: DNA-binding protein RFX2
Exons: 9
Coding region: 1045-3975 (976 amino acids)
Biological process (GO): regulation of transcription by RNA polymerase II
Molecular function (GO): RNA polymerase II cis-regulatory region sequence-specific DNA binding; DNA-binding transcription factor activity, RNA polymerase II-specific
Source: RefSeq, a predicted model, not a curated record
ACGAAAAACAAAAUAAAAGAGAUUUCAUCAAAGUAGUUGCUACGAAACUGUGCAAAGGUUUUAUCUCCAGCUUGUUUUCUGCCAGCCGUCUACGUUCAGCAUAUUUAUGUGAAAAACAAAUAAACUGGUUCGAGUACACCUGCACCGGGCAGAAAAUAAAGUUUACCGCCGUACGGUGAUGUGUUAUGUGGAAGUGUUACCUUUGCACGGAAAUACUGCCUCCGUCAACAAUCUACGGAACCGGACACUGAAACUGCUGGAACAAUUUAAAGGCUCGGAAUAGUGACCAGUGCUGCUGCCAGCAUAAAACUCUGCGUUUGAUGUAGGAAAACCAGACAAGAGGACACUGGAAGAAAAAAUAGAAACACUAGCAAAUCUCGCCAAAUAAUUCAACAUUCGCUGAAUGUUGUUGUGCAAGUCGGUGGUUUUAUUCUCGUGUCCAUGCCUGCUUGAUCGGAACGUGUGUGACUACUUGCUGAAGGAAUCCAAAGCAGUGUAAUCUUCUACGUGUUCGGUGCAACAAAUGCUCGUUCUCACAACACAACGCACACCAGAGCAAGAUUACGGCAAACGUUUGCAAAGAUUUAUUCAACACUGCCACAAUGCAUCACAAUGCGCAACAUAGGGACGAGCUUACUCCGGAGAAAUUGCUGUAUAUCCUUCGGAAAGGGUAGGAAGAUCACCCAACACACAGCGCACGCGUGUUUUGGAUACAUCCCGAAAGAGUAUUUGACGAUCGUAAAGGGUGUCUGGAUGCUUUUAGAAUACAGAUAAACAGAACACAGCAGUUUGCUGUAUCAUAUUUCAAAUGUAAUUUUGUUUCCACGUUCGUUAUACCAUGCCACUCCAGUGAUAUAUGUGCCGCCCAGUCGUUUUAAUCAACGAAAUCAUAUCAAUACUUAAUCUAAUCGCUACCAAAAAUAUAGUUUAAUAUCUGUUAAAACAUCGCGUGAACUUCUGAUACAGAAUACAGGGAGAAACACAACGCGUCUGCAUCAAAUAACUAUUUAUGCUUAACGAUUAGAGCCGAAAACGGAGAAAAGCAUGGCCACACGCUUAGCGACACAACGAAACUUUAUCACCGUCAUUCCGGCGACCUCCGGGAGCGCAACGCCUGUGCCCGUGACAAUGGAGACGAGCGACGACACUGCCGUACCGCAAACGGUUACGUCGGAAGCCGAAGAUGCGCUCGUUGGUUGCGGCAGCCCGCACAAUGGCGCUAGUCAAUCGGAAUCGGAAGUGGAAACGGUCAUGACAUCCCGAACCAGCAACCCGACGCAGCAGUUGCCCACCAUCACCGUCGCUAGCAGCUUGAAGAAUGGAGCCCCAAAAGGGUCGCUAAUGCCCGCCACCUUGCUGGCCAAUGGUUCCAACAUUAUGAGUCUGUUGGGUGGCAGCAGCAGCGGACUCUCGUUGCAGCAACUCAUACAGCAGAAAAAGAUUGUGAUAAACUCCAACGGCACCGUACUGGACAUCGUCCCAAUCACCGAUGAAAGCGAGGGGACUGAUUUGAAGAUGGAGAACGAAAAGCUGCUGGUGGAUGGAACGGUAACCAAUGAUAAUACAGAGUCCGGCAAUUCAUCGGAGGGAACCGCAGAUGACGUCCCACAGGUGACGGCUCAGGUAGCGGUCGUGCAAACGCAGAGCCCAACAAGUGGAACGCCGCAGUACAUUACGGUUACUGUUUCGUCGCCGGAAAAUGUGCCCAAUCACCAUGCGUACGUGCAGUAUGUCGACUCGGACUUGUACACCAGCUCCGGCCAGGGGCAGACACAGAUGGCGUAUCCUGUGUACACCGUCGGUGACUACGGCUCGAACGGUCAGCAGCAAUACUACACCACGGGCGGUAACUACAAUACGACCGGCGCUGGCACGAACACGACCGCCACCGGCCAUACGGACACAACCGGGACCGGUAAUGGGACUGCCAACGGUACCACCACAGCGAACGCCAAUGGCACGGUGACGACCGGAAGCGGAGGAUCGGCCAAUACCGGAACGACCAAUCAGCAGCAACAACAACAGCAACAGCAGCAGCAGCAACAACAACAAUAUCUCGUUCCUGUCGAUGAGUCCGUGUUGCUCGGUACGGCCAGUGUGAACGGCACCGGUAACACUUCCGGCGCGCAGCAGCAUCCCUCCGAUUCUUCGCCGCAAAACAUGACGGACGUAGCAUCCUAUUUGCACGCACAGGCAAACACCUCCACCAUGGCGGGUCAGGAUCUCGAUCCCACCCCCGGCCUAACCCAUGCUGCACGCGUGCUGCCCGCUACGGUCAAUUGGCUGAUGGAAAACUACGAAACGGCGGACGGUGUUAGCUUGCCACGCUCGACCCUCUACAACCACUACAUGUGGCACUGCAACGAAAACAAGCUGGACGCGGUCAAUGCGGCCAGCUUCGGCAAGCUGAUCCGCUCGGUGUUCAACGGGCUGAGGACGCGCCGGUUGGGCACGCGGGGCAACAGCAAGUACCACUACUACGGCAUCCGCAUCAAGCCGACGUCCCCGCUGGUGAACGCGAUCGAGUGUAAGCCCCAUCUGGCGGGUGGAGGAGGUGGCGGAAUGCUUGGUACUGGCCAUCAUCAGCAGCUCGGAAGCAAUGGGUUGGGUGGUGGUGGUGGUGGUGGUUCGGGGGUGAUGGGAGGCAACAAUGGGAGCGGUGGAAGCAAUGGGAUGCACGUGCACGGUUCGUCCAACAGCCAUGGCCACGGUAAUGGUCUGCAGAACAACGGGUCUAUGGGCCACGGGGGUGGCGUUGGGGGUGCCGGACAUCUCCAGCAAGGUGGUGGCGCUGGUCAUGGGAUGUCGAUGCAUGGCCACGGCGGUCGGGUGGGCAAGAAGAACAGCUUUAAGGCGGAAAUGCCCGAAGCAUGUGCUCAGUAUCUGGGCGAUCCGAGCGGUGCCAUACCUCAGUUUCCGCUCAUCGACAUGAUUCACCCGCUGCCGGACGACAUCACGAUGGAGGACGUGGACACGCUGCGCUCAAUCUACCGCGAGCACUGCGAGGCAUUCCUGGACGCGAUCCUCAACCUCGACUUCAACAUGAUCGAGUCACUGUGGCGCGAGUUCUGGCGCGCGGAGAACAACAACAACAACGGGGACGAGUGCGAGGAAGAGAAGUACCUCAGCAAGCAGAAGCUGUACCUGCUGACGCAGUGCGAGCCGGUGCAGGAGUUCGUGAAGCAGGUCGACUUUCAGUUCUACCAGAACAUGGUGGACGUGCUGAUCCCGGAUGUGCUGCGUCCAAUCCCGACCGGCCUGACGCAAGCGAUCCGGAACUUCGCCAAGAACCUCGAGGGCUGGCUGACGUCGGCGAUGGGCGGCUGCCCGGAGCCGAUCGUUGCGAUCAAGCUGUCGGCGGUGGCCGCCUUCGGGCAGACGUUGCGCCGCUACACCUCGCUCAACCAUCUCGCCCAGGCGGCCCGGGCCGUGCUGCAGAACGGCACGCAGAUCGCGCAGAUGCUGAGCGACCUGAACCGGGUCGACUUCCGCAACGUGCAGGAGCAGGCGUCCUGGAUCUGCCAGUGCGACACGGCGAUCGUGCAGCGGCUCGAGAACGACUUCAAGGCGGCCCUGCAGCAGCAGAACACGCUCGAGCAGUGGGCCGGCUGGCUGCAGAACGUGGUCGACGACGCGCUGCAGGAUUACCGCGGCAAGCCGAGCUUCGUGCACGCCGCCCGGCAGUUCCUGCUCAAGUGGAGCUUCUACAGCUCAAUGGUAAUCCGCGACCUGACGCUUCGGUCGGCCGGUAGCUUCGGUAGCUUCCACCUGAUUCGGCUGCUGUACGACGAGUACAUGUUCUUCAUCAUCGAGCACAAGGUGGCGAAGGCGACCAACACAACACCGAUCGCCGUAAUGGGCGAGCAAAAGGUAAGCGCUCGACCGGCGCAGGACGAUCUCGAUCGCGUGCUCUACGCCGAGUACGGUAUGGUGAACGUGAAGCUUGAACCAAGCGCAAAGCGGAUGCGCAGUUAGUCAAUUUCCGGUGAAGAGUACACCUAAACAGUGGCCGCCGACCUUGCCGAAGGAAAGAUUUUCGUUUGCCGUGUGCCAGCGCCCCAUCAGAAAGGAUGAGAGGGGGUCGCAUACUACAGCUUCAAGCAUUCCGUUUACACUACGAAACCAAAACCAAAACCUGACCACGCCAUUAUUUAUCACCUUCCACCAUCGCCAUACGAUACCCGCACAAUUGAUCCCAAAUUACCGAACGUGGCCGAACAUGUGUCGCUUGGCGUAUGUUCGCUCCAUGUUUUCGGUCUGUCCCACAUUUGUUUCGUUUUUCGUAGGGUAAACUUUAACGCGAGCACGUUGAAGAUUUACGGGUAGUUUUUAAUGUACGAUAUUAUUACACGCAGAGACGCACAAUUGUUACCACCUUUUGUUUUAUCUUAAUCCCAGUUCGUAACACAUUCGCUUUGCUAUACUUUCCGUCACUGUACCAGGAUAUUAUUUAUUAUUUAUUAAAAUCGCCACCAGUGAGAAAAAUGAUGGCUGGCUAAUAAUUUAAGUUGUUGUUUCCGACAACGCCGUUGACCGACGUAUUUAGAACCCGCUGGGUGUUCUAUAAGUUCCGACUGGUUCGAGUGCGAAACGCCAUCGACGACGGACGGGGGUUCGCUAUUAUGUGCAACUUUCAAUUAAGAAGGUACAAAAUCUCCUACAGGAUGAUGGUUCAUAGUAAAUAGCGAAUUAUCGCACAGAAAGGUAGAAAAUAUUCGAGCACAGUUUUUUUUUUUACGGUCGUGUUGAUACAUACAAAAACCCUCGACUUCAUGCGUAUCGACAGAUUCCUAAUGACAGAAUUGGCCGGAGUAAAGUAGUAAAAACAAAACGUAAUACUAUAUUUAUCGAGCAUUCUCGCGGUCGCUGGUUGGCCUUGUUCCGUAGAGUUUGCCUGUGGAGAAAAGUGUGGAUUGUAAUUAAGGAUGGAAAUAGAAGAGAAAAAACAAACAUUUAAGAAAUGCACCCUCCACACCCACAGAAGGUAAAAAGAAAAACACAGCAAACAACAAACGGCAGUUGUAGUGGUAGCGUUAGUAUUCGCUGUCGAGAUAUAAGCAGUGGAGUGGAUAAUAAGGGACGUGAUUCAAUUUGUACCGACUAUUAAAUAUGUAUGUGCCUGUCUCGUGAUCAUCAGAAACCAGUAGAGUAGAGAAGUGUAGCAUAAACCGACACAAUAUGGUAAAAUAUGAGAGAUGAUGGUAGAGCUGUAUAGCGUUAUCGCAAACAAGAACACAUAGAAGCAAAUACAAUAAAUCAAACACACUAAAGCAAGCACAUCAAUCUGUGCUAACGGUGAAAUACCCAAACCCAGAUGUUGAAGCUAUAGGGCUAGCUUUAUUUGAGCUGGGAAGGAAGCGACAGCGAAUACUUUACGAUUCACUUAAAUUCGUUUAAUAUUCUCAUCGGUGACCCAGCGUUAGAGCGGACUGUAAUGUAAAAUGGAAAGACAACUGUUAAGAUGCAUCCUAUAAAAACACACACACAGACACACAAAAUCCUGAUUGUAUAUCUAUAACAGCAACAGCCAUCGGCGUGAGUGUCGCAAUGAUUGAGUAUUUUUAAACUAUA